Messenger RNA from Trichosurus vulpecula (common brushtail), 1438 nucleotides. RefSeq names its product mitochondrial translation release factor 1 (gene MTRF1). The transcript has 10 exons. The coding region runs from base 53 to 1387 and encodes 444 amino acids. Gene Ontology annotation, molecular function: translation release factor activity. The record is from RefSeq and is a predicted model, not a curated record. Gene Ontology annotation, biological process: translational termination. Lineage: Eukaryota; Metazoa; Chordata; Mammalia; Diprotodontia; Phalangeridae.
CUCCCCACUCCCCUUUCCUUUUCAAUGGCUGCGCUCAUGUCAAGAUGCUGAGAUGAGUCGUUACCUGGGUGUUUGGAUCCUUUCAGUUAAUUAUAACCAGCAAUGUCGCUUCUAUCACCUUCUUCCUCAUCUAUCCAGAAGGAACAGGCUUAACCCAAGGCAGUGUAUUUUUAGGCCAGACUGGAACCACAUAUAUUGUUCUCCAUUACAUAGAAACUGGGCCAGAAGAUACUGUCAGCAAGAUACCAGGAUACUGUGGAAACAUAAGGCGCUACAGAAAUAUGUAGAGGACCUGAGGGGAGAAUAUCAGAGGCUUGAUGGAUUGUUGCAUCACGUCUCUGUGAGUGAAGGUGAUCGAAGGACUAUGAGCAGAAGACACGCUGAGUUGGCUCAGUUUACUGCCAUCUAUGAAGAAAUUCAAGAGUGUGAGAGAGCAAUUGAAGAAUUAGAAUCAAUGUGUAAAAGUUUGGACAAACAAGAAGAGAAACAGCUACUUGAACUUGCUUUAGAAGAAAGAGAAGCCAUUGAUCAAAAGAUCAACAGGUUAUGCAGAGAGCUUUUCCAGGCUCUAGUGCCAAAGGAGAAAGAUGACAAGAAUGAUGUUAUUUUAGAAGUAACAUCUGGGAGAACAACUGGAGGUGAUAUCUGCCAGCAGUUUACCGGAGAAAUAUUUGAAAUGUACCAGAGCUAUUCGUGUUACAAGGGCUGGAACUUUCAGAUUCUAAACUACACCACAGCUGACUAUGGUGGGCUGCACCAUGCAGCGGCUCGAAUUUCUGGUGACAGUGUCUAUAAGUAUUUGAAGUAUGAAGCUGGGAUUCACCGAGUUCAGAGAAUUCCCGAGGUCGGCCUCUCCUCAAGGAUGCAGCGGAUUCAUACUGGAACAAUGUCAGUCAUUGUUCUUCCUCAGCCGGAUGAGGUAGAUAUCAAAGUGGAACCCAAGGAUUUGCGUAUAGAUACAUUUCGAGCCAAAGGAGCAGGAGGGCAGCAUGUUAAUACAACAGACAGUGCUGUCCGAAUUGUUCAUAUUCCCACAGGACUAGUAGUGGAAUGCCAACAAGAACGAUCACAAAUUCAAAAUAAAGAUACAGCUUUGCGUGUGUUAAGAGCUAAACUCUACCAGCAGACUGUUGAGAGAGAACAAAGUAAAAGACAGAGUGUUCGAAAACUGCAGGUGGGAACAAGAGCCCAGUCAGAAAGAAUUCGGACAUAUAAUUUCACCCAGGACAGAGUCACUGACCAUAGAAUCUCUUAUGAAGCUCGAGAUAUUAAGGAAUUUUUAUGUGGUGGGAGACCUCUGGAUAUGCUGAUCCAAAGACUGCUAGUGUCAGCAAAUGAAGAAGCCCUUGUUGAAAUUUUGAAUAAUCAUUUUAAAUCUUCUGAAUAAAAGAAGUGAAAUGGACGCUGUUAGAAAACCAAAUAAAAGACUGAAACUUGG